GGGUGGAAAAUAUACACGGCAGCUCGCAGUGGCGGCAGCUCUGCGGGAGGAUCGGCACCCUGGCCAUGCUCUGAUGGGUACCAUGGACUUUAAGACAGAUCCCAGCGCAGUAAUGAUCAAUUUGCUACUGAUUGUCCACCCUGAGGAGACAGCGAGCAACCAGAAAGGGCAGGGCGAGAGGCAGACGUCGAGCGGCCGAGGCGCAGGUUUGCAGGAUGAUGGCAAUGGAAACAGCAGGCUGCAGCUACCUCAGGGGAAAGACCUCAAUGGGCGGCGAGUCUCCAGGGAGCCCUGUGAGAAGACGCAAGCCAUUACUUCUUACACUAACGAAGGAACCCAAGUGACGGUGGAGAUUCAUCCCAAGGAUUCCACCCCACAACUCUUCAAGAAACUCUCCUCUGGAAAAGGUGUCCGGAGGUUGCCCAGCCUAAGAGGUCAGGACAACAAAGGUUUCCAGAGGACAGAAGCCCCACGGCCACCAGGAGGGAAAGACCUGCAUGCAUAUCCAUGGGACAAAUCCUCUUUGAAAUCCAUGCCAGUAGAUCUGCAGCAAUUUGAGAAGCUGGAUGCCUACGCAUUAAAAGUAAAUGUCAAGAACAGCGUAGAGGAACUCGUUAAAGCUCUGCUUAAACAAGCCCGGACCGAUCUGGAGAAAGUCCGAGCCAUUUGGAUGUGGAUUUGCCAUCACAUAGAAUACGACGUAGUGGGCUACCAUAACAAAAGCCAGCUGUCGUGCAAACCCAUAGAUGUGCUUCAGGCAGGGAAGAGCAUUUGCGAGGGAUAUGCUGGGCUCUUCGAACAAAUGUGCAGUAUUGCAGGAAUCCAGUGCAUGAAGCUAUCGGGAUACUCUAAGGGGUACGGCUACAAGGUGGGGCAGACCUUUACAGGGGACUCUGACCAUGCCUGGAAUGCCGUCUACCUUGAUGAAAGGUGGCAUUUACUCGACAGCACUUGGGGAAGCGGUUCUGUUGAUGACUCCUUCACCAAGUUCACCUUCAGGUACAAUGAGUUUUAUUUUCUGACACACCCAGCCCUCUUCAUUAACAACCACUUCCCCGAUAACAGUAACUGGCAGCUUCUUAAACCAACUCUGACGCUGAAAGACUUUGAGAGCAACAUGCUGCACAACAGCAAUUUCUACAUGUUGGGCCUGUUGACCGCUCAUCCAGAAACAGCCGUCAUCCAGACAGUAAAUGGAAAAGCCUCUGUCUCAGUGGAUUGCCGUUCUGCCACAUUAUUUACGUUUAAGCUGAAGGGAACAGAUGAACAUGGUUUAAUGACUUUGAAAAAACACGGAAUGAAGCUGGAAAUCUACCCGCAGAAGACAGGGAGUCACAAGCUGCAGAUCUUUGCCAAGCCCUCCAAAGCCUCCGAAGAGGUCUACAACUGUGUGUUAGAAUACAUUGUGGAAUGCAAAUCUGUGGAUAAGGCCAUGCAUUUCCCAAAGGACCUGCAUCAGCCUGUUGGACCAAGCUGGUUCACAGAGCGGCAAGGGUUCCUGAGGCCGUCGCACCCCGACCCUAUCAUUCACACCAACGACGGGCGGUGUUCUGUCACCUUCACGCUGGGCAAAGACAUAAGUGUCUUAUCCUCGCUGCACUGUGACAACAGCAGCCUGACAGAGGACAUGAGAAGGCAGCACAUCAUGCAAAUCCACCGCGGGAACCAAAUUGAGUUGAAGAUCCAUCUUCCCCACGCAGGGAACUUUGCUCUGAAAAUCUAUGCCAAGAAGAAGUCAGAUCCUGGCAAUUAUGACUACAUCUUCAACUACCUCAUCACUUGUCUGAACACUGAAGUGAAGUGGCCAGCUUUUCCUCAGAGUUACAGCAAGUGGGCGGAAGACUAUGAGAUCCUGGAGCCACUCUCCGGCUUGCUGCCAGCGAACCGCAACGUGCAAUUUAAACUCAAAAUGCAUGGGAUAGCAAAGGUGCUAGUUCAAGCUGAGAACGCGUACCCUCUCACCCAGAGCAGGGGCUACUGGGAAGGAACCUGCAACACCUCAGGGUGCAGAGAGGUGUUUGUGAUGGUGCACGAGAACGCAAACCAUAGCUUUUACUCACACGUCCUGAAAUACGAAGUUGAGACACAGUAAAUGUCCUCUCCUCUUUCUUUCACUCACCUGUGUGAACCAACAUUUCCAAUGUGCCCCAAACCAAGACAGCUUUAGGAGACUGCUCGUUCUCUCAAUCAAAUCUGUUCUUCCAAUGAAUGCAUGGUGACACUUGCAGGCUUUUGCAAGACUAAGGGCUCAAAGAAGUUCAAAGAAGCAGAAAAUCCUAUUAAGAAGGGAGCAGCAGUGGAAGAAAUUAAAUAAACCCCUCACCUAUGUUUCAGUAACACCGUCCAGACAAACAUUUUGAAGAAAACAACUGACCGCCUGGCUGUCAGCCAUACUGUGCCAAACAAGCCGAACUUCCAAGUUACGGACCAUAAGAAAAGUCUUACAAUGGCUACCCCGAGAAGAUUCCACCAUAUGGGGCAGGAUGCAGAACGUACACCCUGGUUUUGAGCAGCAAUAUUGGACACGAGGAACUUUAGGCUAUCUAAACUGAGCUUCUCUGUAUCUUUAGUCAAGUUGCACAUCCCAGGAGUGAAAAGUAUUAGGGAAAAGAUACAACGUGAAGUUCUUGUGCACUUCAUGGUCUUACAAAUUUAAGUGAUACUGCGAAAGGACAUUUUACACUGACUCUUAAAUACAAUAAACAAAAUCAUUUUUAUCUUUUUAUAUUAGCGUAUUUGCAUUGUAAACACUUUUUCUGCAAUGUUAAUGUUGUAAUCGUAUCUCAAGCAUAUCGGUGUUUCCAUAACUAAAACUACAGUAAAAUGGAGAAUAAAGCUCUCAAAACCCACUCCUCGCUCCAACUUUUCUGUGCGAUGCCACAGCAAAAGAAUUAAGCGGCUCUGUGGAACAGCAGGCUGAGUGGCGUUAAUGUUUGGUGCUGCACAUCUGGGAAAACCCUACACACACAAGGCAAAGGUGGUCUUCUAGGGACUCUCAUCACAAACACACAUCAUAAGGAACAAUUUCAUCAAAGAUUCACACACUCAUAGGUGUUAGCGUGACCUGAGAGUUACUCUGAGCUAGAAUUUAAAAGAAAUCUGGUAUGGUUUUGCAUUUUAUUUCCUUGGCCAAACGAUAUGAACUCUUCACCAGGCUACUGUGUUUUCCAUACAAAAUAGGUGGGUUAUUCCUAUGCUGCCCCCAUCCUCAGCACCGUGGAGGCAGAAUUUAUCCAGGAGAGCAAAGUGCUCCCUGCCUUCAACCCCUCACAUGCGACUCCCCCUACCCCAGCAACCAGGUAUAGGUCCCAAUUUUAAUCACGUUCAGCGAGUACCCAGGGUACUGGGAGCCAUAUGCACGAAGCAGAACUCUCUGCAAGGAUGCCAGCUGCUGCAGACACGAGCUGCUAGUGUCAACACGCAGUGUAAGCUAACAAAGCUUCCUCUAGGAUACCAGGAGCACAGCAGUGCUUUGGGCUCUCUCUGCCUGGAAACAAGGAGGCUCCAUAUGUGACAUAAAAGUAGGUUUUGAGUCCUUCCCCAAACAGCUGAGUGCCUUUGCCCUCAAAAUCUGGCAGCAGCAGCAGCUCCUCCCUGCAGGAACACAGAUAAGACUUGCAGCUCAGCAGGUUCCAUUCCCGGGACAGAACCCAUACUGAACCGCACAGAUGCAACAAAGACCCAAAGGUUUUUUUGAUAGUCUCUGACCUUGAAGGCUAAGGUGAACCUUGUCUGCAAGCACAGACAGCCCUGGUUUAUUUUUGUGCCUAACAGAAGGGUUCUUUUUACUUAGAUCCCAUUUUUUAGAUCAAGGAGGCCACAUUUCAGCAGCUUUCCUUUCACGGGUCACGCUGACCCAGUCAAACCUGUCACUUCUUACAAAGGGAGGAUAAGGAGGUGUCCUCAAGAGCUUAGGAACUACAGAGAAUGACUUAUUUCCACAUAACAGUGUCAAGGAUACCCAACCACCCAGACCCUUCACGGAACCGAACACCCAAUGUUGACACACCCAUGUGCGUACAGGCACAGUGAUGGGCAGCCGCGGCAAAGCCUCUCCGCAGGGUGACACAUGUGUGGAUGCUGCCCCUGCUCCUCACCUUGAAGACUCCUUGUGACAAGAUCUCUCUCCAAACCCAUGCGCUCUGCUUCUGUCUCAGGAUGGUGAGGGGUGGGAUUAUCUCACAGGAUUAUAGAGGACAGUUUAGACACUAUUAGCCCCUACCUAGCAAGGUGUCAGGGAGCAUCCUGAGAACAGACUGGGAGGACCCAUGAAGAGAAGGACUUGGGGUGCUGGGGAAGGAGUUCAACAUAAGCCAGCAACGUGCACGUACAGCACCGAAACCAACCGUGUCCUAGGCUGCAUCCAGAGCAGUAGUACCAGCAGGAAGGGAGGGGAUUCUGCCCCUCUGCUCCACUCUGUGAGACCCACCUGGAGCCCUGGGUCCAGCUCUGGAGUCCUCAGCACAGGGAGGACAUGGAGUUGUUGGAGCGAGUCCAGAGGAGGUCACAGAGAUGAUCCAAAGACUGGAGCACCUCUCAUACAAGGACAGGCUGGGAGAGUUGGGGUUGUUCAGCCUGAGGAAGAGAAGGCUCUGGGGAGACCUUAGAGCAGCUUCCAGUGCCGAAAGGGGCUCCAGGAAAGCUGGGGAGGGGCUCUGGAUCAGUGAGAGGUGUCCCUACCCAUGGCAGGGAGUUGGAACUGGACGGGCUUUAAGGUCCCUUCCAACCCAACCCAUUGCACAAUUCUGUGAUUCCCACCUCUUCCUGCCCAACACUGCAAAACCCAGGUACCUGCAAUCACAUGCACGUUUACAGGCACAAACGCACUCAUUUAAUCCAUCAGAGUACACAGCGACUCAAAGCACCAUCACACUCAUGGAAGAACAUCUGUAAAGUUCUCUCCUGGCAGGCCUCAGAAUCAUAGAAUUAUGGAAUCAUUAAGGUUGGAGACAACCUCUAGGAUCGUUAGCCCAACUCCACCCUGCCUGUUAAAGUACAUCGCCAAAGUGCCGCAGCUACAUGCUUUUUGAACCCUUUCACGGAUAGAGACUCCACCCCUGCCCCGAGCAGCCUCUGCCAGGGCUUCACCACUCUGACAGUGAAGAAAUUGUUCUAAACCUCCCCUGGUGCAAUUUGAUGCCAUUUCCUCUCAUCCUAUCCCUUGUUACUUGGCAGAAGAGCCCAAAACCCAACUCCAAAAUCCAACUCACUGAACAGUUCUGUAACCCCUACGUCACCGAGAGGUACAAUCACUUAACCCUAUGAGUGCAGAUCACUCAGUUUUGCGAGCUUAUUUCUCAGUGCAGGUAAAUUAAAUUUGUGAGGAAUAAGUUUCUCUCCUUGGUAAGGGUAUCUGCACAUCCGUCCCUUCAGGUCCCUCACACAGGGAAUGCACCAAACUCUCCACUGUUUCUAUGACUGCUGUGAGAUAGGCACACGCUUAAAAACAGGAGCAGGAAAUCGUUCAACUCGUCACUCUGCCUUGCUGAACCCUUGUUCUCCGCUCUGCUGUCCAUGCACAGCAACUCCAGAAACAGCAGCCACGCCAGAACCAACAACACUGCACAAAGAGAGAGUGGGAAGGACGGAGCAUACACCAGCACAGAGGAGUCAUCCAGCAGUUCCCCUGUCACUAACGUUACUCUUUAGAUGAAAUCUUUACAGCCCACUCCCUGAAAGGAGCUGCUGAUUACAUGUAUUAGAAACCAAUAAAUACUGUAGGAUCAUAGCUGCUAAUUAAACUAAUGGAUCAUCUUCAGUUUCAGUCUUCUCCUCUGCCAACACAAAGAUGAACUGCCAAAUAUCUCUAAAGAAUAGUGAUGUUUGCUUCCAUAUCCCUUAUGAGCCAAAAUGACUUUUAAACUCCUGAAAACACUCAGCAGAUGAUGUAGUUCACUGCAUAAAUCUUCAGGAAACAGAUUGAGAUGAGAUCUUGGGGAGAUACGUUUUGCCAUGAGGUUGGGGAGGCCCUGGCCCAGGUUGCCCAGGGAAGCUGUGGCUGCUCCAUCCCUGGAGGCGUUCAAGGCCAGGUUGGAUGGGGCUUGGAGCAGCCUGAUCCAGUGGGAGGUGUCCCUGCCCAUGGCAGGAUGGGCUUUGAGGUCCCUUGCAACUCGAACCAUUCUGUGACAUAAAAAUUGCUAUUGCUGUCGCCAUGGAAGAGGAAGAGUUUUUCAACUCUGAAAUGCAGAAGGGCUUGACCAAGGGCAGUCUCAUUUAUGGGAGGACAGAGGCUGUAGACAGGCACCACCUCUGCUCAGCUCAUCUGCCUCAUGUGAGCACUGGCUUUUGCACGGGUACUUUGCUUUUGAAUCCAUAUGUCUUGAUAGCCUUAAGCUGCUCCAGGACAAAGUGAAGCCAACAGGAAGGAACACAAACGUUAGAGAUGGAACAGGGGAUGUUUCCAUCCCUCAGUCUGCCUGUACAAAAGCUGUAAAGGCUCAGCCCUAGAAGAACUGCAGAGCACCCCUGGAAGAAAGGCAAGUCUAUAGGAAACCGGUUCUGUUCACUCAUUUACAACUUACUUUCCUUGAGGAAGGACUGAAUAUAUUCCUCCAAACAGGUCACAGAUGUGUUAAUGCAGCAGUCCAGCCUGACUGGACAGUGUCCGACACUGCCCAGACUCAAACCAGGCCGAUACUGGCUUACACAGCAGCUGCAAAUCUGUCUGUCAUGCAGAUGAAUCACAUUUGUGGGUUCUCCUCCCAUAUAAUUUCAUUUCCAGUUUCAACUGCUCUCCCUCCUUUCACAAGAAGCUGUGACCACAACCAGAACACAGCCAUUCGUCCCUCAG
Messenger RNA from Cuculus canorus (common cuckoo), 6790 nucleotides. RefSeq names its product kyphoscoliosis peptidase (gene KY). The transcript is spliced from 12 exons. NCBI's taxonomy places the organism in Eukaryota, Metazoa, Chordata, Aves, Cuculiformes, Cuculidae. The record is from RefSeq and is a predicted model, not a curated record. Bases 74 to 2092 code for a protein of 672 amino acids.